AUGACCCAGCUUCAUGCGUACUACCACCUCCGAAACCAGCAGGCAUUCCAGCGCCUCAUCGAUGCAAGCUCUGACUCUACUAAGGCAUCUCAGGGCGCCCUCAGCAGCAGCGGGGGCCGGUCGUGGAGUAAGCCUAGUCCUUUGGCAGCCGCGCCGGUGUGCGACGUGAACGCGCGCGAUUGGCUUGGGAUGACCGUGCUCCAUCAUGUGUGCGCGAAUACAGACCAUUCAGACCUCCCUUACCUCCGAGCGCUGCUCGCUCACCCUGCCAUCAACGUCAACAUAUGCGACCUGGAGAGCCAUUGGACACCCUUGCAUCGAGCGUUGUAUAACGGGAAUCUCACUGCUGCAUUGUUUCUCUUGCGUCGGCAGGAUAUAGACGUCCAUGUGAAGGAUUUCGAAGGUUACACGGCCUUCGAUGUCUACAAUUCCACGGUGGAAUACACGAAGCCACUAUUCGACGCACCCCGCGCAGAGCUGUAUACCUGGGGCACCAACCGAAACGCCACGUUGGGCCAAGGGGACAGCAAUGACCGCGCGUCGCCGGACCAGGCGGUCAUCCACCCCAAGGACGCUGUCAGCGUCGAGCUUCCCCUCGAAACGCGCUUUGCUCCGAUACACGUGCGUCAGAUAGGGAUGUCGAGGCUGCACACCGUGAUCGUGACGGCUGAGAGCAAAGGCAAUCUGCGGCUGUGUGGGUUUGGCAGCGGUGGCCGGCUUGGGCCAGGACAGCCGGCGCAGCAGUAUUCUAUGAAGCCAUUGACGGAGCUCAACCCGUUCACCAUCGUGUCUGUCGCACUGGGUCAGGACCACACCCUUGCGCUGACGAACACUGGGGAGGUUCUUAGCUGGGGGCUGAAUCGGUUUGCUCAAUUAGGGUAUGUCAUCGACCCGCCUUCGGGCUCGGAUAUGUCUGGGUUCGCGCGGAAAGAUGAACCGAUCCAAGCUACGCCGAGGAAGAUCCCCGGUUCCUUGAAGAAGGCGUACGUGCUCGGUGUGGCCGCCUGCAAGACCGCCUCUGCAUGUUGGACGUCGAAGGAGGUCUUCACCUGGGGCACGAAUAACGGCCAACUUGGAUAUGACAAGGCCGCUCAGCCAGUGCAAGUGCACCCGAGGGUCGUCACGAAGCUCCCGUACCCUGCUGAAGACAUCGCGUUAUCAGACAAUGCCAUGGUCUGCCUGCUGAAGAUGGACAACGGGACGUGCAAUGUGUACUACAUCCACAACGACAUCUGCAGCAAGCUUAGCUUUCCUCCCCAUGCCUUCCCCGCGCAGAUAUACCCGUACCGACCGCCGCAGGCUGCGACAAACGCAGAUAUUCACAAGGUCACCUGCUGCGAAGAUAAUUUCGCUGCACUGUCCGCGAACGGCGAAGUCUUCAUGUUUUCCUUCAAUAGCCCAAGCUCGGAUGGCAGUGGGCGGACGAGUGUCAAGCCCCAGCGAGUGUGGGCGCUCAGGAAGCAGUUCAGUGCUGAUGUAGCGCUCGGCUCUGACGGAUCCCUUAUCGUGUGUACCGAGUCGGGGCACGUCUAUCUGCGCACGCGGUCUGCGCAGUUCAAAGCCUCCUCUGCUGCGGGUGCUCAGGGCGCGGGGGGCAAUAAGCCAUUCAAGUUCCAGCGCGUGUCGCACCUGCAACGCGUCGUCCGGGUAUGCGCGAACAGUACCGGCGCCUUUGGCGCGCUGCGCAUGGAGUUCCAGCCGAGGCGGAUAUCUGUGGAAGGAAAUAGGAUGGAGCAGGACUUGAGGAGCAUUUUCCCGAGCGAGGUACCAGUCGCUGAGCCGAACACAUUGAGCAUCCGAGAACGGGAAAGGGGAAGAGGAAGAGAUGAGGCACGGGUUUGGCGAGCGGACGAGGUGGAGGAUGGGCGGGGGGAGGACUAUGGGGAGGACGACGCUGCGAUUCUGGGUGAUAGGGAGGAGUUGGAGGGGCUUUGUGUUUAUCUCGAGGCGUGUGUCGCGUCGGAGAGGCCUGCGCGUCCGCUCAAGAUUGAUGUCGACCAUGGCGCUGACCUUGUCCUUCACGUGGCACCGUCCAAGAAGCCUUCUACGCCGUCAUUCAUGACUACCGCUCAUAGGGUCAUCCUCGCAGCUCGCUCGCGCCCGCUUCUGAGAAUUCUUUCGACGCCUGGCAUUCUGACCCUCAAGGACACAGGCGUUGUCAUACGCUUUGGGUCUUUCAAGGCUGCUGAUAAAGCCGCAUCGGGGAAUGUUAUAAACGCACUCCAGUUCGAAGGCUGUCAUCCACUCGCUGUGCUCAUCUUGCUGGUGUAUAUUUACUCUGACCAGCUCGUACCCAUCUGGGACAGCCGGUUAGCAUCUACUCUUCGAUCGUCCUCGGGCCACGUACCUUGCCCGCCCACCCGCAUCAAAGCCGAUCUGCAAGGGCUCGCUAAGCUCCUCGAGCUGCCACAUCUCUCUGUGGCCCUCGAAUCACCCGCUAAACGCGACCCCGCGCCCUCCCUCUGCAACGAUCUCACCGCGCUGCACGAAGACGCGCAGGCGUUUCCUUCUGUCCGCUCAGGCAAGUGGUCCCGCAGGUCGUCCCCGCUGGCCCCGGAUGUGGUCUUGCUGCUGGGCGACAGGAGCGUGUGGUGCCACUCUGCGAUCAUGCGCGCGAGAUCGCCGUUCUUCGCGAGUAUGUUCGGCGAGGAGGAUUGGACUGCGCGGCGGUGGAGCGGGGACGGGGUGAUAGAGGUUAAUCUCAGGCAUUUGACGUGGCGCGCGAUGCAGUUCGUGGUCAGGUACUUGUGCUGCGGUGCGGAUGAGGAGAUGUUCGCUGUCAUGGCUAGUAUCCAAUCGCCAGAUGAACUCCUCGAUCUCAUGUACGAGGUCAUGGGUGCCGCAAAUGAACUCCUGCUCGAUCGGCUCGUGCUUAUUUGUUCUUCGGUCAUCCUCAAGUUCGCCAACAUUACGAACGCGUGUUAUAUUUUGAACGACGCGACAUACUACCAUUCUCUGCCGUUGAUUUCGAGUAUACAGGAGUACAUGGCGGUCAAUAUGGAGACGCUACUGGAGGGCGGGGUGCUGGAUGGGCUGUCGCCUGAUCUCGUGCAGCAGUUGGGUCAGUUCAUCCGCAUCAAGCAGGCGGAGAAGCUCCCCAUCACGAAAUCCGGGACCCUCGUUGAUAAUGCUAUGAAGGAGUACAAGGACUGGCUGGCGCUCCAGGAUAUCCCUGUCCCGAUCAUCGCCAGGAAUGCGAACCCGAAUCGGGUAAUCACUCGUCGUGCGUCGGCGAAGUUGUCCCCUCCGAUCCCGACGAAGCUUCCGCCGCUCUCGCGGACGCCGAGUUCGUCUAACAUUUUGAGUGUGCCGCCCCAGCAUUGUACGCCAGCGCAGGUUGAUGAUAUUUUCUCGAUGGAUGAGGCGGAGGAGCCGGUUAAACCAAGUGGACCGUCGACGCCUGUGUGGAAAGCCCGUUCCGUGCCUCGUGUUGAUAUGAAGGCGCUUAUGGCCGAGGAAGCCAACGUGGGGAGUAGCAGUCGGGCUCCUCAGUUACCCGUCAGCACCCCGAAAUCCGCGCAGCGAACACCGCAACGUGAUAGCGUCCCUUUGCCUCGGGGCGUACCUACUAACCUCCCGGCUCCGGGGCCAUCAAAUACGAGUAUCGCGUCUUUUCCCGCUCUAGGCGCAGCUCCAAGCAAACCCGACGCCUCGCCUAGACGUAGUACGACGCACAAUUCGCCGUCUGCUUCUGGUCUCGGACCCGUGUUUGCGCCAACGCGCCAACCGACGCCAUCCACUCCUACGCCGCGCCGAGUCUCGUCGGGCAAGGCCUGGUCGUCCCCGGCUCCGCAGGCUCCUUUGCCAGCAUCUGGCAUGACGCUCGUCGCGAUCCAGCAGCUGGAAAUUGACAACGCGAGACCGGUGGCGAAAGAACGGCGCUCGCUGGUUACUAUACAGCAGGAGGAGGAAGAACGGCGCGUGGAGGAGGAUUUCCUGAGGUGGUGGGCGGAAGAAGAGCAGCGGAUGAAGGUCCAGUCGGAGGGACCUUCGGUGCCCAAGCGGAAUCGCAAUAAAGAUGGGAAGCCGAAGAAGCCAUCUGGGAAGCGUGGAUCGCAGAAAAUGGCGAGGUCUACAUCAAAACCUGCUGCUUCAUAG
Pleurotus ostreatus (oyster mushroom) is the source of this 4098-nucleotide messenger RNA. RefSeq lists its product as uncharacterized. The transcript is spliced from 12 exons. Bases 1 to 4098 code for a protein of 1365 amino acids. NCBI's taxonomy places the organism in Eukaryota, Fungi, Basidiomycota, Agaricomycetes, Agaricales, Pleurotaceae. Gene Ontology annotation, molecular function: protein binding. The record is from RefSeq and is a predicted model, not a curated record.